Pomacea canaliculata is the source of this 4478-nucleotide messenger RNA. Its product is annotated as patched domain-containing protein 3-like. The record is from RefSeq and is a predicted model, not a curated record. Gene Ontology annotation, cellular component: membrane. The transcript has 7 exons. Gene Ontology annotation, molecular function: transmembrane transporter activity. Bases 937 to 3585 code for a protein of 882 amino acids. NCBI's taxonomy places the organism in Eukaryota, Metazoa, Mollusca, Gastropoda, Architaenioglossa, Ampullariidae. Gene Ontology annotation, biological process: transmembrane transport.
UUUUAUUAGCCUCUUUAUAAAUUCUGCUGUUACAAUACAAUUGAUUAGUCCACUGUGCAAAUAUCUGGACAAGUUCUUGAACACAGCUAAAGUAUUUCUGACUUAGUAUUUCUACACCCAUCCUACUCCAGGCUUAGGCAUAGCAGUCUAAGCUCAGAUGAUGACAAGAUCGGCAGUCUGUGCUUCUGUUGUUUUCACGGCCUCAACAAACCUGUCUGACAUAAUACUGCUGAUGCCUUACCCUCCUCGUCGGUCUCUUGGCUACCGGUUUAUUUAACUAUUUACCACUUUGACCAAGUCUAUUCGACCAUGCACGAGUCGAUUCGACCACCAAGUACAAAAGUUACUAUCCAGUGUCAUGGACAUUCGUUGAUAGUUGCGAUCUCGACCUCGUUUGGAGACGACUUCCAGACUGCCAUCGCAGAGGAUUUGUUGUUCGUGCGUGGGACUAGACUGCGCAUGUGCGAGAUUCAGGUUCCGGCCACGAACGAUAAACACGAAGUUGGAUGUCGUUGGCGCUACUUUGUUGGCAGACAAUAUUUCCGCGGACAAGUUGAGUGGAGAGAGAGAGAGAGAACACGUGAUGAUACGUCAUAAAACACGUCAUAAGACACGUCAUACAACACCUGACGUCAGCUUUACCUGGACAUCACUGAUGUCUGGCUGCAGACGAGUUUUCACUGUAAAGGUUUCAUGUCUGAGACUUGUGACAUUCAUGUCGAAAUGUUCAAAGACCGGUGAAUGGCAGUCAUGCUGAUAACCGACUGGAGCAUGUCACAGCAAAGACAUUAUCACGUCUGCAAGAGGCUCUUGGCGUUACAGCACAAGCACAAGUUUUAAAAAAACAGCUGAGGUACUUCUUGCCACAUCAAGUUCACAGAAGAUUCUCGAUGUGAUACUGCCUCCCUCCAGCGAUCAGUCCUUUUUUCUGUUCAAAUGGAAUCCUCGGUUGGUGUUCCCCGUGUGACUAUAGCCAGCCACACAGACUCUAUUACUUCAGCUGAAUUGAUGCCUACAGGCAUUGCAAGCCCUCCCUGGUACAUAAUUAUCCAAGAGAAGAUGUCCGAGAAGUUUAGAAGAUGGGGGAUAUUUGUAGGGCAUAAUCCUGCAUUGUUUAUCUUGCUACCUUCAAUGAUAUGUGGGGGCCUUAGCUGUGGAAUUUUCCUCCUUGAGUCAGAGACAAACAUUGAGAAUUUGUAUUUCCCAAACCCCAGUACCGCUCUCACGCACCGCCAGAGAGUCAGAGACUUGUUCCCAAAUGUUAACCACAUGGCCUUUGACACAUUUGCUCAGAGUGAUAUGCUCAUUGUAGCAACACUGUUGUUCAAGGCUCAUGACAACAAAGAUGUUUUUCAGGAAGAGUCUGUCAGUGAAAUUCGGAGCAUUAUUCAGAAAAUAAAGGAUAUUACUAUACAGAAGGACUCGCAAAACCAAUCGUUAGAAAACCUCUGUGCAAGGCGAAAUUCCACUUGCGUUAUUAAUGGAGAAUUCUUCCUCUCACCUUCAAUACAAAAAAGGCUGAAGGAUGGUUUAAUCACUUAUCCGUUUUCUACUAUACCUGGACGCGCAGAGCGGGUUGAUCUGUCGUCAUUUAUUGGACAACCUACAAUCAAACCUCCAAACAUCCUUACUGCAGCAAAGGUGCUGAGACUAACAUUUUUUCUGAAGGAAGAAUCCAGUGAAUGGGACGAUAGCUUUCUGUCCACUGCAGCAGCCAUUCAACCCCAAAACACGACUAUGUCCUACGGAGCUCCCUCAUCCCUCAGCGAAGAACUUUAUAAAGGAACCAUCGGAGACGUCAAGCUUUUUGUUAUGACCUUUGUCGUCAGUAUCAUCUUUGUGUCCCUGGUGUCAAGUGGAGGAGACAUGGUGUCCACCAGGACGGUGCUAGCUAACUGUGGUGUGAUGAUCGCAGGACUGUCCAUCGUGACUUCCUUGGGAUUUGUCGCUCUGUUCGGUGUCAAGUUCGUUAGCCUUGCUGGUGUUAUGCCUUUCCUGCUCAUAGGUAUUGGCGUGGACGACAUGUUUCUGUUGAUGGUGUCGUGGAGCGAGACUCUUGAGGACAUGGGCUUAAGUGUUCCAGAACGACUGGGGGCCACAUUUGCUCACGCUGGAAUCAGCAUGACUAUAACCUCAAUAACCGACUUUGCGAGUUUUGUCAUUGGAACAAAGUCAAAAUUUGGCUGCAUCGUAAACUUCGCCAUAUUCACAGCUGUUGCUGUCAUGGUCUGCUACCUAUUACAAAUUACUGUCUUCGGCGGGUGCCUUACUUUGCAUGGAAUGCGCGUUUACUCACAACGCCAUUUCCUGACGUACAGACGGACCAAGCCCAGGAAGGAACUAGAAGAAGAGGGAAUGUCCCGGUGUGGAGCUCUGUUAUGUGGAGGCGAAACUCCAUCCACAUAUCGAGGCGACGAAAGUAUGUGUGAAAAAUUGCCUCGCCUGCUUUUGCAUAAGCUUUUCGCCCAUUACUUCGUGUCCAUCGCAAUCGUCAUCUGCUUUAUGGCUUACCUCGCUGUGUCCAUUUACGGAGCGAUUCACUUACCCCAAGGGUUAAUCAUAUCCGACCUAGUCCCUCCAUCUUCUUACUACCAUGCCUUCUUGGCUGAUCAGCAUAAAUAUUUUUCGUCAUCACUGGCUAUCUCGUUCGUCGUCUCGGGAGACUACAAAGAUGGCUACGAGACUCUGAUGGAAAACCUGUUGAAAAAAGCUCAAGAGGACAAGAUGAUUCAGUUUGACUACAAGCGGUGCUGGCUGAGUGACUACGUCCUGCAGCCGUACUUCUCCAAAGAGUCCUUCAUGUCCAACCUGGCCACUCGGUUCUUGCCCGCAAACUCGCGGUACUACACAGACGUAGUGCUGGACUUUACCAACUCCUCUAUCACUGCCUCCAGAUGCUACGUGCUAUCCAAGCCCAUGAAGAACCAGUACGAGAUGGCCGACCUGAUGGUCAGAAUGCGGAAGAUUGCAGACAGCUCCAAACUACCAGUCUUCCCUUUUCACCCGAGUUUUCCUGUAUUUGAGCAAUUCCUGGAGAUCUUACCAGCUACACUAGAGCUCAUGGGAAUAGCUUUGGCAGUAAUUACUGUCGCCUGCGCGAUCUUUCUCCCGCAUCCCUUGAUGGUUGUCUUGGUAACCAUCACCGUUGCCAUGAUCCUCGUGGGCAUCUUCGGCUUCAUGUACUACUGGGACACUGCCCUGUCUUCCAUCACCAUGAUCCACCUCGUCAUGAGCGUCGGCUUCUCCGUGGACUUCUCUACGCAUGUCUGCUCCGCCUAUCUCCAGAGCCCUUCCAAUACUCGCGGAGAGCGUGUUCGCUACGCCAUCAGUCACGCGGCCAGUCCUAUUUUUAACGGCGGAAGUUCCUCGCUUCUGGGCGUCUGCCUUCUGUCGUUCUCAGACUCCUACAUCUUCGUCUCCUUCUUCAGGAUCAUGGUGCUGGUCAUCGGCUUUGGUAUGCUGCACGCCGUCCUCUUCCUGCCAGCGGUGCUGUCGCUGAUUGGUCCAGAAGACAAGUCUGUGUUCACGGUGAGGAGGAUGUCAAGGAAAUCAUUCGGCGCAAGGGGGUCUGUAGGUACAGUCUGAGGAGCUUUGCAUUCGAAGAACAUUCAACGCAGUAUAGCGAAGCAUCGCUACUUCAGGCUUGUGAAAUCUACCAAAGUUUCCUUGCUUCAUUCACACACUCUCUCUCUCUGUCUGGAAGAUAUCCAUAUAUACGCUUCCUUCACUCUGUCUUUCAUGUGGACAACUCUUUCGAGGGCAUUAACGAAAUAUACAGAAAAAGAGAGAGAGUUUUUAUUAACAUCCAAACAGUUCUUUGUCAGCAUUUACAAUGAUGCCUCUAUUGUUACUCCUAUUAUUUUGGAAAAAGAUUUUGUACGCAAUUUUUUAUAAUGAUUUUAUUUGCGCGCUUUUCAUCGAUGUGGGUGAGGGAGACAACAGCUACGACUAUUAUAAGUUAAACUUUCCAAAUGGAGUUGCGUUUCUUGAGUAGCAAAAUGUGGGAGGGUUAAAACAUAAAGACGAUCCUUGAAAAAGAACCAUUACAACUGACCACAAAACUAUCUAGAUGUUAUUAUAAAAUAAUAAAAUGAAUUCCAGAUUAUGUUUUCUUUUUUUUUACUUAGUGAUUCAGGAUUUGGGUGAUUUUAUAUUAUUACAAAACUUCACAAUUUACCGCCCUCUACCGAUUUCAACAAUGUUAUACACAUAUAUUGUACAUAUGCUUAAGUUUGAAAAUGUUUUACAAAGUCUAGGAUAUCCGUGUUGAUGUAUGUUCAAAUAAUAUAUUUUAAAAUAUAUACAAAACCAUCAUUUAUGUUUCUACGAAUAUCAACGUAACUGCUGAGGAAAGAAUUUCGCAUAUUAAAGUGAUAGUGUAAGCUAAAUACUAUAAUUAUUAUUAUCUCAUUCAUUUAUCAAAAGCAUAAUUUCUAACCGGAAUGUGCGACAUUGACAACAAAAUCAGUAAAGAAAAA